Molecule: messenger RNA, 1142 nt
Organism: Brassica oleracea var. oleracea
Lineage: Eukaryota; Viridiplantae; Streptophyta; Magnoliopsida; Brassicales; Brassicaceae
Product: expansin-A3
Exons: 3
Coding region: 87-878 (263 amino acids)
Biological process (GO): plant-type cell wall organization
Cellular component (GO): extracellular region
Source: RefSeq, a predicted model, not a curated record
ACCCCCAAUAAAUACCAUUAGACCUUCCCGCUUUCUCUCAGCCAUAUCCAAUACACAACUCUCUCUUUCUCUCUCUUAUUAUCCCAAUGGCGGCGACUGCGUUUGGAAUCCGCUUCAUGUGGUUAGCCGUUACGGCUUCCUUAAUGUUAACCGUUACAAACGCUAAAAUUCCUGGCGUUUAUACCGGUGGACCGUGGCAGAACGCACACGCUACCUUCUACGGCGGUAGUGACGCUUCCGGCACCAUGGGCGGUGCGUGUGGGUACGGGAAUUUAUACAGCCAAGGAUACGGUGUGAACACGGCGGCUCUGAGCACUGCCCUGUUCAACAACGGUUUCAGCUGUGGCGCUUGCUUCGAGCUUAAGUGUACUGACGACCCGAGAUGGUGUGUCCCCGGGAAUCCGUCGAUUCUCGUGACGGCAACGAACUUUUGUCCGCCGAAUUUUGCGCAGCCUAGUGACGACGGAGGAUGGUGCAAUCCGCCGCGAGAGCACUUCGACCUUGCCAUGCCGAUGUUCCUCAAGAUUGGUCUGUACCGAGCCGGCAUUGUCCCCGUCUCCUAUCGCAGGGUACCUUGUCGGAAGCUAGGAGGGAUAAGAUUCACUAUUAACGGUUUCAGAUACUUCAACCUCGUUUUAGUAACCAACGUCGCUGGUGCCGGAGAUAUUAAUGGAGUGAGCGUGAAGGGAUCGAAGACGGAUUGGGUGAGGAUGAGUAGGAACUGGGGACAGAACUGGCAGUCCAACGCUGUCCUCAUUGGCCAAGCUCUUUCUUUCCGAGUCACCGCCUCUGAUCGCCGUUCCUCCACCUCUUGGAACGUUGCUCCUCCCUCGUGGCAGUUUGGUCAGACCUUCUCUGGCAAAAACUUCCGAGUUUGAACCCAAAAGAUGAAGUUUACUUACAAUAAUACUUGCAUGCUAUUUUUAAUUUUUGUAUGAGAGACAGAGGAAGAAAAAGAGAGAUCAUCAGACAUUUUCUUGCCCUGGGUUUUCACUUAAUUUUCCUGGGAAAAUUCUGGUGGCUUUGGGAAAUUAUUUCCCUUUUAAUGUUUGCGAUUACGAGUGAUUUGUUUUUGUUUGUUUAUUUUUCUUUUUAUUGUUUCGUUGGUGGCAUUUUCUGCUAAUAAGAGAAUUUCUUUUCUU